Molecule: messenger RNA, 978 nt
Organism: Postia placenta MAD-698-R-SB12
Lineage: Eukaryota; Fungi; Basidiomycota; Agaricomycetes; Polyporales; Adustoporiaceae
Exons: 5
Coding region: 65-856 (263 amino acids)
Biological process (GO): translation
Cellular component (GO): ribosome; cytosolic small ribosomal subunit
Molecular function (GO): RNA binding; structural constituent of ribosome
Source: RefSeq, a predicted model, not a curated record
GUAUACGCGCCGCAAAGCUCGAGGCCGCCGCCGCCGUCAACGUCAAGCCCGCAAGAACAACAAUAUGGCCCGAGGACCCAAAAAGCACUUGAAGCGCCUUGCCGCUCCCUCAUCAUGGAUGCUUGACAAGCUGAGCGGGACCUACGCUCCCCGCCCUUCACCCGGUCCCCACAAGCUCCGCGAAUCCCUCCCCCUCACCAUCUUCUUGCGUAACCGCCUCAAGUAUGCGCUGAACGGCAAGGAGGUCAUCUCCAUUGUCGCCCAGCGCCUGAUUAAGGUCGAUGGGAAGGUCAGGACCGACCCCACCUACCCUGCAGGCUUCAUGGAUGUCAUUACGAUCGAGAAGUCCGGCGAGCACUUCCGUCUACUCUACGACGUCAAGGGCCGCUUCACCAUCCACCGGAUCACUCCCGAGGAGGCAACCUACAAGCUCCUCAAGGUCCGCAAAAUGGCCAUUGGCACGAAGGGUGUGCCAUACAUUGUGACCCACGACGGCCGCACGAUCCGCUACCCAGACCCCCUUAUCAAGGUCAACGAUACUGUCAAGUUCGACCUUGAGCAGAGCAAGAUCUUGGACUACGUUAAGUUCGACACAGGCAAUCUCGUCAUGAUCACUGGCGGCCGUAACAUGGGUCGUGCGGGUGUGAUCGUGCACCGGGAGAAGCACAUUGGUGGCUUCGAUAUUGUGCACGUGAAGGACUCGUUGGACCGCACAUUCGCGACUCGUAUCUCCAACAUCUUUGUGCUGGGCGAGGGUACGAAGCCGUGGGUGUCUCUGCCGAAGGGCAAGGGCAUCAAGCUCACGAUCACUGAGGAGCGUGACGUGCGGAGGAGACAGCGGGCUGCCGAGCAGUAGAUGUUGUACUUUUGCUUUUGCCGUCAUCUUAUCCUCAUGUUUAUGCCAUGCUUUGUAUGCCUCGUACGCCAUUAAAAUGACUGCAUGCAUGCAUAAUUUCACUGGGUUCUUGCAGGCACUGU